Messenger RNA from Trichobilharzia szidati, 506 nucleotides. The record is from the annotation of a GenBank genome assembly. NCBI's taxonomy places the organism in Eukaryota, Metazoa, Platyhelminthes, Trematoda, Strigeidida, Schistosomatidae.
AUGCGAUGGUCACUGCACAGCAAGUUACCGGUUUUGGCAUCACUUGCUGUUCAUUUUAGAAGAAGAAUGCUAGUGAAUAACAAACAGUUAACUCUUUCACUGUGGUCAGCAGAUGCUUGUCUGACAGUUGACGAAGACAUCAGAUUAAAUCGAAGUCAUUAUUUGGAAAGACCUAUUGGCGACUAUCUACAAUUUCUCCAAUUCCUGAGAUUGUUUUUAUGUUUAUCCCAUUGGAUGAAAUUUGGCCAUAAUUUGUUUGGAGAAGGAAGAAAAUGAUGCUCAACAAAGAGGUCUCUACGUCAAUUUUAUCCUCGAAAGCUUUCAGACUGCAGUUUUCUACACGGAUGACAAUUUGCUUCUAUUCCAAUGCAGUAACAAGAGGAAACUGAAAGCGAUAACACUCUUCAAAUUGACAUGAGGGCGCAAACGUCAAUUACAAGGAGCAAAGAAACAAAAUAUCAUUGUUUAGCUUUUUGUUUUCUUCUCUAUAUUAAGUCAGACCUUUG